UUUAAGGUGCUGGUGAAUCUGGCAAAAGCACAAUAGUUAAACAAAUGAAAAUUAUCCACGAGAGCGGGUUUACUCCGGAAGAUUUCAAACAGUAUCGGCCAGUUGUGUACAGCAACACAAUACAAUCAUUAGUUGCAAUACUUAGAGCAAUGCCAAACCUCAGUAUUCAGUAUAGCAAUAAUGAGCGAGAAAGCGACGCGAAAAUGGUGUUUGAUGUAUGUCAACGUAUGCAUGAUACGGAACCCUUUUCAGAGGAACUUCUAGCUGCUAUGAAAAGAUUGUGGCAAGAUUCUGGUGUUCAAGAAUGCUUCUCACGUAGCAACGAAUAUCAAUUAAAUGAUUCCGCUAAAUAGUAAGUGAUUUUAUUAUAACAUUU
This is a messenger RNA of Teleopsis dalmanni, 376 nucleotides long. Its product is annotated as G protein alpha o subunit-like. The record is from RefSeq and is a predicted model, not a curated record. Gene Ontology annotation, cellular component: heterotrimeric G-protein complex. Gene Ontology annotation, biological process: adenylate cyclase-modulating G protein-coupled receptor signaling pathway. Lineage: Eukaryota; Metazoa; Arthropoda; Insecta; Diptera; Diopsidae. Gene Ontology annotation, molecular function: G-protein beta/gamma-subunit complex binding; G protein-coupled receptor binding; GTPase activity. The transcript is spliced from 2 exons. The coding region runs from base 45 to 353 and encodes 102 amino acids.